AUGGAAACUUUCCUCUCUGCAGUCCUGGGUGAGCUGAUAUCUCGAUCCAUAAAUUUCAUCAUCAACAAGUGGUCAACACUACUGAAACUGAACAUGGAGGAAAGCCUACAAAGGGCUCUUCUCAGAGCACAGGUCAUCAUUGAGGAGGCCAUGGGAUGGCAAAUCACAAAUCAAGCCAUGCUCCUGCAGCUGGGCAUGCUGAGGGAUGCCAUGCACCGAGGCUAUUACGCACUUGAUGCGUUCAGGUACCAGCCUCACUAUGGAGAAGAUGGCAAUGAUCCAGCUGCUAGGCGCUUUAUGCCCCUAUCCAAGGUACCCUCUGCAAAGGAUCCUUAUUUCUCCAGUCGAAAUGUACAGUUUCAGAAACAACUACGAGAGGCGCUUGACAGAUUGAGCUCCAUGAUUGUUGAUCUGAAUGAGUUGGUCAUGUUCUUGAUGAGCUACCCUCGUAUGUAUCGCCAGCCUUAUAACAUGCAUAUCCUAUUGGGUAACUGCAUGUUUGGUCGCCAGAUGGAAGUAGAACUUGUCAUUAAAUUCCUGCUGCACACGCAGCCUCGUAGUUCUCAAGAAUUGGAGGUCUUGCCAAUUGUCGGUCCAGUCAGAGUCGGCAAGAGUACCCUUGUCACUCAUAUUUGCAAGGACGAAAGAGUCCGUGAUUAUUUCUCAGAAAUUUUGUGGUUGUGUGACUCCAAUUUUAUAAAUGAUGAGCUAGCUUGCAGAGUAGGAUGUGUAAUGAAACAUCAAAAUUGUAUGCCAAACUCAAACAGAGGCAACAGAUUGCUUGUUGUUAUUGAAUUGUCUGGAGAUCUCUAUGAAGAUGCAUGGAAUAGGUUAUAUCUUGCUUCCAAACAGAGCUUUCCUUGUGGUAGUAAAAUCAUAGUCACAAGCUGUUCAGACAAGAUUGCAAAGUUUGGAACAACACCGGCUCUAACUCUGAAGUUUCUUUCCAAGGAGGCAUAUUGGUAUUUCUUCAAGACACUUACAUUUGGAAGCAUGGACCCUGAGAAGCACCCAAGUCUUGCACAACUUGCCAUGGAGAUAGCUAGAUUGCAGUAUGGUUCAUUCCAUGGUGCAUACAUCAUGUCUUAUUUGUUGAGGGACAAUUUGAACAUACACUUUUGGCGCAAGGUUUUGAGCUUCUUGAGAAGGGCCAUCCAGAAGCAUGUCUCUGAAUUCGGCGUGCAUCAUUUUGAUCUUCUGAAGCAAAACAGACCUGCACUGAUUGGCAGAAUGGCUAAACCUUCCGAAGAUUUCAUGAUUUGUCAUCAGAAUCACCGCUCUUCACAAGAGGAGGUUCCGGAGAUAAGAAUCAAAGAUUUGUUGUAUGGAAGCAUUAAGAGACAUGGAAAAUUUGAGGUCCUAGUAUGGAGAUCCCAGUUAGCUCCCUACUACAGCUAUGUCGAUACUUGUGAGAUUCGAGAGCGAAAAAUUACAGGUGCGAAGAGGAAGCGCUCGAUGAAAGAUGGAGCUACACUCUGUUAA
Messenger RNA from Miscanthus lutarioriparius, 1482 nucleotides. NCBI's taxonomy places the organism in Eukaryota, Viridiplantae, Streptophyta, Magnoliopsida, Poales, Poaceae. The record is from the annotation of a GenBank genome assembly.